AUAGAGUUUUACCCAGUAGAUAGCGCCAUUCAACCUUCGAACAACCGGGCCCAGGUUUGUACUGAUAAUUCACAAAAGAACUAUCUGCGGUAAGAGGGCAUGCUUUCCUUUCCCUAUUUAAAGAAAAACUGAGGUUAUCAUCUUUCUGCAAGUUCAGUGGAAAGUAAGAGUGAUUGAGACUGAUAUUGACUAUGUUUUUUUUAAUAAAUAUCCACAGGAGGCUAAAAAGUAAGAUAUGGUCUGCACAGAUCUCUUAUUUUUAUUUUUUAAACCAAUUAAGCUAAGGCAUUUAUAUUCUUGCUUUGUGCAUUAUGUGGAUGCCAAUUAAUUUAACUUUAAUGCAUUAAAAUACAAACAAUGUUCUCUUCAUCUAUGUGCCCAAAACAUUAUGACGGAAGAGGCAGGUCAAGGUAAAGACAUGAAUUAAAAAAAGAGGGCCCCCAUUAAUUUCAGUCCUAAUUGAAGGAGGAUCCUUACCUUGCCAGAUUCCAGCCCUUUAAAACUCGCAUAUCUUGUGACCAAUUCCAUAUAUCAAUGUUUAGUUUGGGUAUGAGUAUCGAUAAGAAACAUCAUGCAUCAGUGAAAGCUUGAGAAAGAGUAUUUAAUGCAGUCUAAAUAAUAAUAUUACAUGCUACAAAGUGGUAACUUACACAGCGAAAUUAUGUAAUCACACAAUUCCAAACAGAGGAGGUCAGGUUAUUGACUCACCUGCUUCAACUUUGAGGGCUUAAGGUACAGAGAAAUAGAUAUGGCAAACAGUUACAAUUGAUACAAGGUUGAAUGUUUGAAAGCUGAAAGACAUACGUUGCAAUCAUAAGACACUAUGCAUCCUAGUAAAGAAAGGGUCAUUUACCAUGGUUCCAUAGCUUCUCCCAAACCUUCAAGCUUACAAGGAAUCAUUAAUUUUUGUCACUAGGUGGUACGGUACUUACAAUAGUUCUAUCGACACAAAUACAUUUUUCUAAAGUUAUCUAAUAGCACAUGAAUGUACGGGUCAUGGGGAAAGUUCCUGCAUGGGGACUGACAUUUCAAUUACCUCAGCAAACUGUAGUCAUCAGAAUUGCAGGCCAAGGUGUAUUUACCAAGUGCUCAAGUUUCAAAAUUAGUCACCUGACUGUUACGGUGGAGGUCACUCCUUUUUGAGGCUAACUUCAGUUUGAUCAUCCUGUUACAUGCGAAAACAUCAAAUGUUACUCACAUAUUUUAAUAAUUACCUGAAUCAAAAUUUAUAUAUUUUUUAAAUAACCUGCUUCCUUCAGUUGUGCUCCAGAAAUAGCUAGUGGUAUUGAAGAGAAAGGAAAAAAGUUCUUGACACAUUCUAUGUUAUGAAUGUUGAUUGUGCGAGAAACAAAAAACAUCUGGGAAGCUUUAAGAACAAUUACCUUUCCAUGUAAACAAACCAUAAUGAAGGAUGAUAUGAAUAAAUUUAAUCUCAUCCAGCUUGAAUGCAGAAUCCAAAAUCUAACUAACUUACUAAUGCUGCUUCUGUCAUUCUAAAUAUUACAAAUCAAUCACGCCACCACUCAACCCUUUAACCCCUAAGAGUGACUAGCAUCUAAUUUCUCCCUACAGUAUCACUUCUGAAUCAUACAUUAAGGUCAUGAGAAUAAAGGAAAUGAUCACCAACUCUUGUUUGCUAAACAAAUUCUCCUUGUUAGCAACUUAGGAAAUGUAUGGAGAACAGUGUGAAAAAUACACGUAAUGAUGUUAGGGUGUAAUGGGUCAAGUGUGAUUGUUUUGAUGAUGUGUACUUUUUUCUUAUGGACAUCUAAUUUUAGUAUACAUCUUUUACCAGCUGAUAUAUGAGAAGAAUCAAGUCCACGCUGGUAAUUUAAAACAUUGCAGGCAAGCCCUACAACUGAUUAAAUUUUAUUUGAUCAAAAAUAUGAAGGGCAGUAGAGGAAAUCAGCUAACACAAUUCAAGUUUCCCUUCUUAAGGGAAGACGUCAGCAUCCAUUGAACAAAUUUGAAAUACUUUGGCAAGCCGUGCAAAACUCUUUUUCACUCCUACUUUCAUAUUUUGUCGCUCAAUAUGUCCUAAUAAUUGUUGUUUAGUAAUUUUGUAAAAACAUAUUUUAGUUUUCGAGAAAUUAUUUAUUUCGUUCCACCGCUCAAAUACUCAAAGUCCGGCAAAAUUUACUUGCUAGCAACUAUGAAAUAUACAUGGUGUGCCUUCUUGUCGUCACCGUCUACUGGAAUAAAUCACUACAAUUUAAAAAAAAAUCUAACAUAUCACUCUAACCUUGUUUAUUUAUGAUUUUUUCGCCAUUUCAAUCAUUAUAUUACGCUUGGGUAUUACUUUUUGACAGGAGCCCAGGUUUUGUGUUGUGUUUUCCCCUCCCCCAUUUAUAUAAUAAGCUAGUCACACAAUAAUUGAUAGUGACACAACUGAAUAUUUACCAUGUAUAAAGAUUUUUGCUUAUGAUGAGUUGAAAAUAUUAGAACAUCUGGUUUUCGUGGUCACUAAUCGUUGUUUCAGUGGCGGCGAAGUAGUUAAAAGCUGGUUGUUACUCCAACACUAUUGAAAUUUAUAGUAUUUAGACAGGCAAACAAAAGCGUGAUGCUCUGGAAAUAAAAACUUUUAGGUGGCCUUUUACAUGAUAUCAGAAUGAGUUUUGUUCAAGAACAAGUUCAUACAGUGAACCUCGAUUAUCCGGACUCGGUGGGACUAGGGUAAAUAGUCCGGAUAAUCGAGAGUCCGGAUAAUCGAAAAUAUGAAUAUUAAUGAGACAAUUGAGUUAUGAUCGUCUCGUGUGUUUACAUAACCCACGCUCAUCGAACUGAUCAAGCAUGACUUUCCCUUAGCAACAAAACAAUGCUGAACCAAUCAAAAUUCAGCUGAACGCAUUAGAAUGCUUCUUGUCUCUUUUUGUCUCCGAGCGCUCGAUCUUUCGAAGGAGUGUGUAAUGCGCUGUUUUAACCACAAUUUUCCUGACUUUUAACAUAAUUUCUGAAUUUUUUUACCUCCUAAAGUUUUUAACAUAUAAGGUCAUUAAUAUUCAUGAAAAAAACGGGACCAGAGAAAAAGUCUGGAUAAUCGAAAAGUCCGGAUAAUCGAUGUCCGGAUAAUCGAGGUUCGACUGUACCGGUUGCCACUUGGCACCAGAGCAAAAUUUAUUCGAAACAUGUAAUUUCUGAAUGAUUUUAUUGGGGUUUUCUUAACAUAAUGAAACACUCAUUCAGGACGACCUUUUCUUCCUGCAUAAUGUAAGUGCGGUACGACUCUCGUAUGUGUAUGAAUCCUCUUAAGGAGCAAGGGAAGCAUAGCAAAAGACAGGAAAGGACAUAAAUACUUGUUUUUACAGGCUAAAUUAUCUUGCAUGUAAAUGUGGUAUGAAUUUAAUUUCGUUCCGGAACGGAACUUAUUUUGGAAAUAUGUAAAAAGUACCUUAGGGACGGAUAAUUAUAUUUUUGAGGGGAGGGGUGACUGGGGCAAAUCACAUUUUUUUUCACUGGGGAGCAAAUCACAUUUUUUGUUUUUAGGUGUUCAUGGGGCGGGGGGAGGGGAGGUGACCGGAAAUGGGUGAGGAUGCUUGUAUCAUACCUUUAAGGUUAGCGACCUGGUACCCUUUACGAUGUCUCAAACUUCAGUUGGCUGCCAGAGACCUAGCUGGUACAUUUUAGGGUGUUUUUUGCUCAAUAAAAUACCUGAAAUAAGCAUUACUAGGACGAUUUUAAUGAUCUGACUCAAGCCUCUUAAGUACAUUGAUAAAGGAGUCUAUUUUUUGGGAUUUUUCAGUUUUUUGUUUUAGAAUUGGUACUAUUCAGGGGUAGAGACUUAGGUCAGACUUAGGUACCUUUAAUAAUUUUAUAGCAGUCGUUCUCGAAAUUCCAUGCGUGCACCCCCACCCUUUUAUGUAAAGGGGUCCCAUGGGGGUGCUGAUACGUGCAACAGCGCACUUGAGAUUUGGCAAGGACAAAUUUUGAUGUUAAUUUUUGGUGAAGAGAAACAAGUUUUGUCGGUGUCUCGUAGCUAAUGCGGAAGGGCCCUUUACCACCAUGUGCACAAUUACUCGUCCGGCCACAUGGCAGAAAGCCACCAAAGUGUUCAGACAUUAGUUCAGAAAACUCCGCCUCUGUCUGGAUUUUUGGUAGCCUAUUGACCAAUAUUCCCAAUUGAGACUUAAGUCUCAAGCUGACAGGCUGCAUAAUUUUGCUUAUGGCAGUAAGUAGCUUACUUACCGGAGCCAUGCUGUAUGAAAUUUCCAGACAUCUUGAGUAAUAUCUGUGAUAGAUGCUUGCCAAUUCCCCUUUACCAUGGCUGGACACUUCUUUUAGCACUCUACGUCUACUACUAGAACCAUGACUCCACUCAACACUGAGAUUUGAUCAAUGAGUGGCGUAAUUUGUAAAUCAUCUAUAUCUUUCGGUGCCUCGAAGAUACUGUAUUGCGACAAAAUAAGAUCAACUUCAUUUUCUGGAUCUCAAAACUUGCAACUCUGCAGGUGACUUGAGAUGUCUUCUUGAUUACUAAACCCACAAGUUCAACCAGGGACAAUUUAACUGAACAGGAAAUCUCUCUGUUAGCAUAUAGGAUGAGACGCUUAUAAAACAGAUUAAUUAACCAAAUCAGUAUGUAGCUUGUCAAUCAAAUUGACUGUUGUAACCAUUCUUUGAAUUCCACUGGUGAAAGAAAUCAUUGAUGGACCUGGACAUUUUAGUUUUCUGAAUGCAGUUAUUCCUGAAAAGUUUUCCUAGAUGUCAUGCAAAGAGGAAAAAAAACACAUCUCUUGGUAUUUCAGAGGUUGAUUCAUCUUUGAAUUUCUCUGUCACGCUUGUCGUGGCAUUUUUUUCUAUCAUAUGGUAAAAUUUACAGUUUCCCUCAUUUCACUGUCUUCUGUUCAUUUGUUUGUUUGCCUUCCUAACAAUCCUAACUACACAGUAUUGUUGCCAACAAAUGCAAGGAGCAGCAUAUAAAAUGUGUACAGUUAUUAACCUUUUAACCCCUAAGAGUGACUAGCAUCUAAUUUCUCCUUUCAAUAUCACCCCUGAAUCGAACAUUAAGCUAUGAGAAUAAAGAAAAUGAUAAACUGAGGAACCUCUUGAUUGUUAAGCAAAUUCUCCCUGCCAGCAAUGUGGGAAUUGUAUAGAGAACAGUAUGAAGAAUAUGCAUGCUGAUGUCGGGAUGUAAAGGGACAUGUAAUCAGUUUUAUAUAUGUAGAGUUUUGCACACAGUUACACAUCCAAAUUUUCUCAGCUUGAAGGGUUACUGCUAUUUUGUAUAAUUAUGGGACUACACAGCAAGCUCUGCUAUUAUAGCAUGUCGUGGUGAUUCUGGAAGUUAAAUGAAGUUUGAACUCUAUUCUCCAGAUUCAAUCAGUACUGUUGGAUCAGGUGUAGACUAAGCCUAACUGAUGCUGUUGUAGUUAUUGUUGUUCUUGAUAUAGUUUUCUCAAACUCAUUAAUUAUUCAAACAGUUAUAAGCUUAUUGGAGUGCCCCAUUUUGGUCAGGUGCAUGUAUCUUGAUACCCAAUGAAAAUCUAGAUCAAGAUUACUCCAGUUAGUUCAAAACCUGAUGAAAACACUGAUCGAGACACUUGAAUUUUAAUUGGCAACUUCAAUUACCAUACAAUCAAUUAUUCACUACUGUUCUUUGAAAAGUUAUUCACAACGUGAAAAUUACAAUUCUGGAAAGUUCCCUCAUGGAACGCAGCAUUAAAUAAAGAACUUAAUGGCUUUUCAUCCUCUUGUUUAAAAGUUUCCCCUUUGGAAGUACUUAACUCAGCAUUUGGACCCAGCAAAUAAGAUACCUUUCCUUUAUUCUCCUCGCUGGGUUUCUCAUACUUUAAUAAAGUAUUGGACCGAUGUCCUGUUUGCUCACAUAUAAGCUUUUCUUUUACCCCAGCAUUAAAAAGAGACAAAGCACCUGUGAUAUGUAGGCAAUGCGCAGUUUACCGUUUUACCCCUGCUGCCUCACAUAAAUCUGGCAAUACCUUAUAUAGAGUGUUAAUACCGACUGGAACUUUUUCAAAACCAAAUCUGGCCUUGGAUGCCUAAUGGUAAAAUGCAUUACCAUUCUUUCCAAAGACUUCCACUAAGCCUAUAUACAAGCGAUUUAUUUCAACAAGACAUGGCUCGUGUUUUACGCCUUCUUUGUGACAGAUGUGCUUAACUGUUCUGGGAAUAUAUUUCAGAUCAGAGACUCCUCCAUGAAGUGUUUUACAAGAAUUUUCUUGAAACUUUAUAGAAUUAGACCCCAGCUCAAAAAUAUUUAACACAAUAUUUCUAUGAUCUCCACCUCGUAAACCACAGAUUUUUCCAUUGUAAAAAUACACUGUAUACAAUAAUGACUUAGCUGAGCUCGUUCCUAAUAGCAUUCUUCAUCUCUGCAUCUAAGGCACGCGGAAAAAUGCUGAACCUAUUGUAAUUAAUCCACCAACAAGAGCAUGUAACUUUAAAGAAAAACUGAAACUAUUCCCGAAAUAAAAUAUACCAAACAAGCAAAAACAACAUGUUUAAUUCCCUGUACUUUUAUCGUGAGCACACUAUCCCGUACACAGUUCUGGUUGGAUACCUUUCCCCUGAAUCUUUGUUGACUUCCAUUACAAACUUCGUGAGCCAGUAGUCAAGAGAUAUGGCAUCCAUAUCCUCUAUUCACAACUAACAGGAUUAACCUUGUGCAAUUCAUAAUCUUGGAAAAGACCGUGAUCUAAAAUUGGCACUUUCACCUCCCUUUCCUGCUGCCAUUUCCGAAAUAUUUUUAAAGCCCAUUUGUUUUUGUACUUUGUAAAAGAUGGAACAGCUUCAUUGGCCAGGACUUCUUCCUCAGCUGCACUUUUCGGCAAACGGAAAUGACUCGAUCUUCCUUUCUCCUUCUCAGCUAGAACCAUCAAUUACAAUGAAACAUUGCUAGCAUGUGACAAACGGCUUUCAAAAUACAGGCAGAGACUUGCAUGAGCUGUUUACCAUUCCCGCAGAGAAUACAUUAUUUUUGCAUGUUUUAUUGCAUUGUAUUUUCAAGACGUGAUUGAGAAGUCAUGUCAAAAAUUCGUGCUUCAUGUUUCAUCAGGGAUUCCAAACACCUUGAAACAAUAAAAGCGGCCUUGUGCUUUUAUCUGUUUUUCGGUGUUUGGAACCCCUGAUGAAACACUCACACUCAUAUUUAAUAUAUUACAUAGGCUAUUCAAGAGCCUUUGAUGCUCAUAAUGAUAGAUGUACAAUUUUAUAUAAUGACUGGUGAGGUUGGUUCUAACAAAAAGUUAUCAUGACAACAACUAAUUCACAGUUUUGGAAUUUAUUAAAAUUUUAAAAACAGUACCUGUGUAGUCUUGUUAUCAUUCUAGACAAAAGUAAAAUUGUUGUUUUUCAUUCCACAGUGAACAAUUUUUAUUUUGGUUGGAUUUUUCCUUGGAGAUUGAUAGAUUUUUGAAACAUCCACCUCUUUCUUUAUACCAUCAUAAACAUUUGGAUUUUAACUUCCCAAAAUGUUAGCAAGCAAUGAACAAAACAUUCUUUUUUUAACAAGAGGGCUUCCUUUGACUGAAGUGCAUAGUCUUUAAAAGAAGGGGGGUAUCCCCUUAAACUAGGGGAUAUAUUCAUUAGGUAUCUAGUCACUUCGCCCUAUGGUCAUUUUGUCCCCAGUCACUUCGCUCCAUAAUCAAAGUCACUUCACUCCAUACAAAAGUUACUUUGCUCCGUGUUACAAGUCAAGUGUAUAUAUACUCACAAGAUUGUAUGAUUGUACAACAUGUUUGUAAUUGUCCGUUUCACUUGCCCUAAUCUCUCUCUGUUCCCCAUGCCAUGCUCAUGUUGUUGAUGCACUUAUAAAUACAAUCUUGACACCAAGCUGAUGUUGUUGAUGCGCUCAAAAUGUGCUAGAACUUUAAGAAGUGUAUAUAUGCCUACAAGAUUGUAUGUUAUGGUUGUCCGAUUUAUAAACACAAUCUUGAGGCCAUGCUAAUGUUGUUGAUGCACUCAUUGAUCGAUGGUCGUAGUUCAAGGGGUAAUUCAUUCAAGGACUUAAAAGCAACUAAGAUAAAAAAGAGCAAUUGAGUCAAAAUAUCUUUGAUUACACGCGUUGUUUAGCAUUCACUUGUAGCACUUACAUGCUUACAAGAUUUAUGUUACAGUCAUUCAAUUUAUAAAUUCGUUCAAAGACUUAAAAAGCCACUGAGAUCUGGGCAUAGUUAAAGAGCGACUGAGUCUAAAUAUCUUUGUUCGAUUACUUACAUGCUUACAAGAUUGUAUGUUAUAGUCGUCCGAUUUAUAAAUUUGUUCAAGGACUUAAAAAGUGACUGAAAUCUAGGUGUAGUUAGAGUGAUUGAGUCUAAAUAUCUUUGUUUGAUUAUGCAUGUUUUUUAGCAUUCAGUUGAAGUACUUACAUGCUACAAUGCCGAGAUGUUGUUGAUGCACCCAUUGAUCGAUUGAAUUUCAAAAACUGUAGCCCUGUAGAUUAUGAACUGCAUGUAAAAACUUUUUGUUAAACAUGUACAUAGUCCAAGGGCUAUUGAGUCUUAAUAUCUUUGUUUGAUUUAUUGCGUGUGUAGUUGCACAAAACUUCUGUUCAUGAAGACUGUAUUGUUGUCAUUCUCUUGCCACAUGUACCCACGCAUAAUGUGUGAGCUUAUGUGGAUUCAAGAUGAGAGCUCUUCUUUUCGGCACAACAUGCCGACUAAGCCUUUCAAAGACUUGUUAAUUCAGAAUACAACCUUAACAUCAACUAUCUGUGUUAUGUCAAAAGGGCCCUUAAGAUUCUCUACCACUCCUAGAUUAGUGAACUUGCAACGUAACACCUUAAACUGCUUUUAGUUUUCCAGUUCAACUUCAAGACUGUAUUGUUCUUUUCUUGUCACAUCCACUACCCACACAAUGUGUGAACUUAAAUGGAGGUGAGACUUUAGUAAUCAAUUAGUAACCAAUCCAAGCGUGUUUUUUCCAAAUUGAAAAUUUUGAUCCUAGGGAACUAUAUAAAAGAUGGUAGACUCUUACUCAAUUAUCAUAUCAGGAUUGAGCUACCAUCGCUAAUUUAUCAAAACAGUCACAAUUCUCGUCAUCGUUAACAUGUUUGUAGAAUAUAUUGCUUGCCAGAAUCCAGUAUGGGCGUGUCAGCAAGGCCUUCAAUGCUAUGGUUGUUUUCACUGGCAACAUCGUACUUGUGGAACAGGAAUCUCCCAGUGUGAUUACCAUUUUGCUAUGCAAACUGGUAGUUCCAUUGACUAG
This is a messenger RNA of Pocillopora meandrina, 9159 nucleotides long. The record is from the annotation of a GenBank genome assembly. Lineage: Eukaryota; Metazoa; Cnidaria; Anthozoa; Scleractinia; Pocilloporidae.